Molecule: messenger RNA, 1575 nt
Organism: Triticum turgidum subsp. durum (durum wheat)
Lineage: Eukaryota; Viridiplantae; Streptophyta; Magnoliopsida; Poales; Poaceae
Source: the annotation of a GenBank genome assembly
AUGGGCUUUCCUGGGCCAAGCGCGCCGUUGCGCGGUCGUAAGAAUAUAUACCGAACAAAAAAGAAAAACAAAUCCAUCGUCGCUCUGAAAGAGAUAAAACAAGCAAACCCUAGCUUGUCGGGAGAUUCACUUCACCAAUUCACCUUCGCCGCCGCUGCUGCCCGACCCGCCAUGGCUUCCACCAGCACCACCUUACCUGAUUGGUUGAUGCUCGACCGCUUCGUGUUCUGGAGCGAGAACUUCACCUUCCCCAAGGACGCCGAUUCAACCCUGGCCACCGGCACCAACUCCAUGGAUAAAAAGUUCCAGAUCUGCUUCAAACUCGUUGAGCCGCCGGAGGUGUCCCGCCUUUUUCUGCAGAUGGAUGAAGGCUUGUCGCAGUCCCAUAGCUUCGACAUCAUCGCCGCCCACCGCGCCGCGGUGCUCCUCCAGAUGAGUUAUCCUAUCCUUGUGCCAGGCUACGAGAACAUCAUCCCGAUGAUCGACUACUUCCUCUACUAUACCGCCGGUGGUGGCUCUCCGCCGUCUCUACAGCGGCUACCCCCUCUUGACGGGACCAUUGCCCAGGUCCAGGACCAAAUCAAGGCCAGUGCUGACGUCAUGACGAAUCAGUUUUUGCGCAGGCUGAAGUGCCUUGACCUAGGCGUCCUGUGCCGCGGAGAGGAUGAGGUCGCCGUCGCACAGCUCGAGAUCACCGAGUCCGGGGCGCCACCUAAACUCCAGGUCCUGUGCCCGUCUAUCUCUCGCAGUUGGGAGGUCAAGCAUCCGCCCAUCGUACCCUGCGACGAUGUGAAGGAAUUUGAUUUGGAGGAGGUCUUUAAGAACUUUGAUGCUCACACAGUCAUCCCCUUCAAGAGUUACCUGUGUUGGGUUGAUUACUCCUUUGGUAUCUUGUUCUGCGAUGUGUUCAAUGAGAGCCCCAAGCUCCUAUACCUGGAACUCCCGGCUAAAUUGCCCAUAUUAUGGGCCGGACACAAGGGCCGAGCAUGGGUAGAGGCGUACCACACCGUUGGUGUCACAGCGGGUGAGGUUAUGAAAUUUGUCAAAGUUGUCGAUGGCAAUGAUGAGUUUUUUGAAACCACUGAACCUGCCAGUGAUGAUUUCACCAUCACCUCCUGGGCACUAAUAACAGAAAGCAACAGCGUGAUGAAGUGGAAGCAGGAUGCAUCUAUUAGAUCCAGUGAGAUAGGGUUUGGUGGACUCACACAUCUUCCUCGUACCCCAUUAGAGUACCCUGUUAUCAGCAUGUAUGAGCCCAGUAUCAUUUACUUCAUGAUCGGGCAUGACCAAGCAUCGUACAUGUAUAAUAAGGUAUGGAUUGUUGCCAUUGACAUUAGCAAUGGCAAGGUGAAGUCGUCAUCUGCAUACAUCAAUGGUACAGAACAGGUGGGGGACCUCUGUGCUGAUGAAGCUUUGUACUUUGCCAAAGAAAAACCCCAGGUUUACUCUACCUUUCUUCCUGCCGAGUUCUCCAAGCACCUCAAUUUGCUUGGAACAAGGACUGGUCUUCUCCAAGGUGGGUGCGAUCAAGCUAUCGGUAUUGCAGUACCUGAAAAGAAGAGGAAGUUAAUGUGA